Molecule: messenger RNA, 704 nt
Organism: Caenorhabditis sp. 36 PRJEB53466
Lineage: Eukaryota; Metazoa; Nematoda; Chromadorea; Rhabditida; Rhabditidae
Source: the annotation of a GenBank genome assembly
AUGAAGCAUGGCGUCCGACGUGUCAUGAUUGCCGGAUCUGUUUCUGCUCUCAGUCGCUUGAUCAGUAGGCAACGGGAUGAAAAGUGCGCGGACACUGCGACUAUGGAUUCAUGGAUCCGAGGAAAAAUGGCAGAAGACAACGGUGAAAUCAAAAAACACAGAAAUACAAGAAAAUCUCGUUUUUCAGACAGAGGAAAUUUCUUGAUCUUUGAUAAAAUUUGCCCACAAACGAACUUUCUUCACGUAGCAUUCGGCAACGAAGAAUUUGUUCUCAAAAUCUUGGAAGAGUCGAGUAUAGUGUUGUUGAGUGACGGAACUUUUGCAGUUGCUCAGAAAAAAAAACGGAAAGGUAAAAAAUAAAACAUUUACAAAAUCGUUUCGUUUUUUUUUCCAGUUUGGAGACACAUUUGUCCCUACAGUUCACGUCUUAACGUCCUCGCGCUCCACGGGCGGUUAUGAUUUUGUUCUGACAGAACUGAAAACGAAGAUUCCGAAUUGGAAACCAACUGAUUAUCUUGGAGGUUUAUUGCGGUUCCACUUAUUUGUUCAAAAUUCAUGAUUCAGACCUCAAAAUUGGACAAUCGAAAGCAUUAAAUUCGCCGUUCUUUCUGCUAUUUCCAUCUCCUUCAAGCCUGACAUCGAAAGAUGAAACAGCUGAAACUGGACGAUCUGACAAAUUCGAACAGUUUUCUAUGCGUUCAUAG